Messenger RNA from Amaranthus tricolor (Joseph's coat), 6059 nucleotides. RefSeq names its product putative pentatricopeptide repeat-containing protein At3g47840. Bases 1953 to 3968 code for a protein of 671 amino acids. Gene Ontology annotation, biological process: RNA modification. Lineage: Eukaryota; Viridiplantae; Streptophyta; Magnoliopsida; Caryophyllales; Amaranthaceae. The record is from RefSeq and is a predicted model, not a curated record. Gene Ontology annotation, molecular function: RNA binding; protein binding. The transcript has 7 exons.
UGCAAACGAAAGCAAGCAGUCUUACUCUUCCUCUCACUCACGAUUGCUUGCUCCUCCACCCACUCCCAGCCGCAGCUCCUCCACCCACUCCCAGCCGCAGCUCCUCCCUGCUCCACCAGCACCGGCAGCCGCUCCACCCAUGCACAAAGCAGCAGCCGGCAGCAGCCCUGCUACUCUCUCGCCCAAAACAGCAGCUGUUGCUGCAUUUCGUGCACCCCCACCAGCAGCAACGGCUGUCUGCACCGCCACCAAGGCCCACCGCAACGCCUUGUCCCUCCUAUGCCACCACCACUACAUUAAACACUUGUCUUCUCACCCCUCUUUUCUUAUUUCCCCAUUGCGCUCAAUUCAUAAGAGGUUCAAUUCAUAAGAGGAAGGUAGAACUUUAGUUGGGUGACUUUUGUGACUUGUGGUCGUGCAGCGAAGCUUACAGGUACGUACACGCAGUAACGAACCCUUAUGUACAAUUUUCUUUAAGACAUUACUGUUUAUUGUGAUAAUAUGCAUUGUAUCGAAACUAUGAGGUACUGGUGAAUACACUUUAUAUGAAGAGCUAUUGACUAUGAAGUCCUUGCGCUUAGAAUAGUUAUAGAGAAUGAGAGUGUUAGUAGGAGGUGGGGACCACCCCCUUAUUUAUUUAAGAAUUGGAUUAUGCCUUACUUGGAGUUAGAAUGACUCCUUUAUAGGUGAAUUUCAUAUUUUGUUGAGUGGCUCAGUGGGUUUUAGCGUUCUGCUAUCCCAGGGCGUUCAUUAAUAGUCGAAAGCGGGAGUUAUUCCCAUUUGAUAAAGUAUUAGAUUGUGAUUAGUUGGCGUGAUUCAACUAGAUUAUGUCCGGUUGAUUUAGUAGUCCCCUAGGUGAGAUCCGACGGAAUCACCGUAAGGGGGGGUAUGAGCAUGCUUUUAUCAUUGGGUGCCGGAUGACCGAUACCGCCCCUUGACCGAGGUGUUACCAUGCGGGCCUUGCAAACCCUAAUAUGGUGGCCUCUUCACUGGUUUAGUACCCCAGUGUGUUAGUUUUUCUGAAGGUAGGACCCGAGAGGGUUAGCUGGAGGGGGCAUGAGCUCAUACUAUGCCAUGGGCGCCGAAUGGCCGAUAACGCCCUUGGCCGUGUCACUAUGCCAUGAAGUGGAGAAAAGAUCCACAAAUAGAAUGUUACUCAUCGAUAGAAAGUUUAUUCAUUCAUAGAAAGCUUACACAUUGAUAGAACGUUUACUCAUUGAUAGAAAAUCUAUUCAAUGAUAGAGUAGUUUAUGCUAGUGAGAAGUGCGCCUAAGUUAAGUUACCUCAAGGGAGUUAACAGUCCCAAAGAUGGACUGUAAUCACACUUAGUCUAAGAAAGACAAGCUCUAUAAGGUCAUGUGUUAGGUAGUCUGUUAUUGCUUUGUCUGAGUUGAUACUACGCGUGUUUUGCAAGAGUUUAUGUUUUGAGAAGAGGAGUGCGAAGACCUGUAUUCUACCCCAACAGCACAUGGUUCGGGUUGGAAAGAGCGUAAUGAGAUUAAGAAGUAUAAGUAGCCGAUAAACGGUUACUAUCUGUGCUUUUGUCUUAUGAAAUCAUCUUAUGUUGUUGUAUAAUAUAAUGUUAUCUAGUAGUUGGCCUUAUUAUUUGUGAUGCUAGUUACUGACGUGUACAUGUUUGUGUUUAUGUUUGAUUGUUGAUGACUUUCUUUAAUUGUCCUACUAUGACACAUUGACCUUUGGUCUAAUGUCGAGUAGCAGGAGGAUCAUAGACAGACAUAGCAGGUAUUGGAGUUUCUUUUGCAUUGAGGAAGUACUCCUGUGAGUCCUGUCCUUCGUGCUCCAUUCGUUAAAAUUUGUUCUGCUAUCCUUUUCCCGCCAUCUUCAAUGUCAUAGCUCCAUUUUCAUCAAGCUCAAACAACUCAGUUUUAUUCAUGUUUUCCGUCGCUCAACAAGAAUUUUCCUUAAACAAUCAUCAUAGUUAGUUGGUGUCUAUGACUUUACUUACAAGAUCCCAUGUCAGGAGAUUCUUUACUGGUUUAGCUAAAAUUUCCACCGAUUUUCCCUGGUCUUCAGUUAUCAUAUGGGAGAAGAACCCAUUAAAACCACCAACCCAAGUUUCACAUUUGUGGGAAGUUAAUGCCCAAAUCAAAAACCUUGUGGGUGUUGGUCAUUUUGAAGCUGCACGGAAACUAUUCGAUGAAAUGCCCCAGAGAGAUGUGAUUUCUUGGACUAAUAUAAUUUCUGGGUAUGUCAAGGCCUCAAACUACGAUGAAGCGUUGCAUUUGUUUUCCAGAAUGUGCGUCGAACCAUGUAUUAGUUUGGAUCCCUUUGUACUAAGUAUAGUAUUUAAAGCUUGUGGACUUAAUAAUAGUUUAUUUUUUGGGAAAAUUUUGCAAGGGAUUUGUGUUAAGAAUGGUCUUGUUAAAUCUGUGUUUGUGGGAAGUGCACUUGUAGACAUGUACGCUAAAUGUGGUGAUAUUUCGGGUAGUUGUUUGGUGUUUGAUGAGAUGCCGGAGAAGAACGUAGUUUCAUGGACGGCCAUCAUAACUGGUUUGGUGAAGACUGGACAUUGCAAAGAAGGGUUAAUGUAUUUUUCUGAAAUGUGGAGCUCUGGUUUACAUUGUGAUACAUAUAGUUUCGCCAUUGCAUUGAAGGCUUGUGCUGAUUUAUUUCAUCUAAAAUGCGGUAAGGAAAUACAUACACAGGCAAUUAAAAAGGGUUUUGUUUCGAGCUCUUAUGUGGCGAACACUAUAGCUACCAUGUACAAUAAAUGUGGGAAGCUGGAUUAUGGGAUGUACUUAUUUGGAAUAAUGAGAACCCCUGAUGUGGUGGGAUGGACCUCACUGAUUACUUCCUAUGUACAGAUGGGUAAAGAAGAUAUUGCAGUCCAACAGUUCUUGAGAUUGAGAGGUUCAGAAGUGAAGCCUAAUGAAUACACAUUUGCAGCAGUUAUUACUGCUUGUGCCCAUCUUAAUAAACCCAUCUGGGGUGAACAAUUGCAUGCUCAUGUCAUUAGUGUUGGUUCUAUAGAUGCGUUAUCAGUCGCCAAUUCCGUCAUGACAUUGUAUUCAAGGUGUGGUAAAUUGAAGUCAGCAUCUUUGAUUUUUCAGUCGAUGGCUACAAAAGAUAUUGUUUCAUGGAGCAGCAUAAUUACAGGAUAUUCUCAAGCUGGAUAUGGCAAGGAAGCGUUCGAUUAUUUUUCUAGGAUGAGAAGGGAAGGGCCAAAACCUACUGAAUUUGCUUUUUCUAGUCUGCUUAGUGUUUCUGGAAGUAUGGCGAUUCUAGAGCAGGGUAGGCAACUGCAUGCUUUUAUUAUGAAAGUUGGAUUAGGACAUACAUCUUUGGUACAAAGUGCGCUGAUCACUAUGUAUUCAAAAUGUGGAAGCAUAAGUGAUGCUUCACAAAUUUACAGUGGUGCAAGAAAGGAUGAUGUCGUUUCUUGGACGUCCAUGGUAAAUGGAUUCGCUGAACAUGGAGACAGUUUAAAAGCUUUAGAAUUGUUCGAUAAAAUGCUGCAAGAUGGUUUGAAGCCAGAUGGUGUGACAUUCGUCGGAGUCCUUUCUGCUUGUAGCCAUGUGGGACUUGUAGAUUUGGGUUAUCAUUAUUUCAAUUCAAUGACCCAGAAGUUUCAGAUCAGCCCCUAUAGAGAACAUUACGGAUGCAUGAUUGACCUCUUAUGCAGAGCUGGAAGGCUAACAGAAGCUGAGGCUAUGAUAAACUUCAUGCCAUAUGAAGUAGAUGAGGUUAUCUGGACAACCUUAUUGAGGGCAUGUAGAAUUCAUGGUGAUGUUGAGCGAGGCAGACGUGCUGCUGAAAGGAUUCUUGCGAACAAUCCCCAUUGCGCAGGAACACUGACAUCCUUAGCUAGCAUUUACUGUGCUAAAGGGAAGUGGAAAGAGGCAGCGGAUAUUAGAAAAUUAAUGAGAUUCAAAGGAGUCGUAAAAAAGGUAGGAGCUUCAUGGAUUAAGGUUAAGAAUGAGGUUUCAACAUUUGUUUCUGGGGAUUAAUCACAUCCCCAUGGUGACUAUAUCUACAAUUAGCAGUCAAUCCAAGGAAAGAGUUUGUGUUUAUCUUUUUGGAUGCAGUCAUUGGUUUGCACUUGCUAGAUAUCUUGAACACGAUGCAGAUGGAUCGUCACAGGUGGAUUUAAAGAAUGAGAUUAUAACUGGGUGGAAGAUAUGAUGCACACGUUUUGAAGGAUGGAGACAUAGGCCUUAACUCUCCAUUUAUGUGGCUACAGAGAGGUUGGAGAUCGCUGUAUGUCAUCGUUAAAUUUUCAAGGUUAUGGAUUUAAUCCCUGGAUGCAGCCAAGGCUAGACCCUACAGUGCUGGGUCUACAACCUGAUAUAUUUCAAACAAUGGCGUCUUCUGCUAUACAAGAUCCUCGGGGUUUGGAGAAACGUCCCAACCAAUCUCUUCCGCAGUUCCAGCCAAAUCAGAAUGUGUCUUACCAGCAAUCAUCUCUAAUUCAAAAUCAAUUUUUACAGCAAGUUCAGUCACAGCAAACCUUAGCACGGAGCUUUCAAGAAAGCCAAACAGUGGCUCAAAAUCAAGUCCACGGUCAGCUCUUGCAGCAGCAAAUGCAAAAUUUCCGUCAAUAUGAUGGUCAGCAGUCGCAACAGCAGCAACUUCCUCAAUUUGAACAGCUACGCAAUCAAUUUUCCGAUCAACAGAAAAUCCCAAAGGUUAUCAACAAGACUCAUUCUUUUGGGUCAUCCACUCAGUCCUUACCUACAUCCUUGGAAACUAUAUCUUCUGCGUGCCCACAACAACUGUUUUCGAACUCUAUCAUGAAUUCUUUGACUCCAGCUGACAUUUCUCUGAUGCAAAGUCUGUUAAAUUCGUUCUCGCAAGAUGGUGGAUCUCGUCAAGUCACUUUACCUGACUCUAAUCCUUUGGUAUCUUCAUCUCCCAUACUUUCAAAGCGAGUUGCAGUCGACCCUCAGCUUUCUCCCAGUACCGCUUCAUGUCCUCUGCCUCAAGUAGAAGACUUGGGUGGAUCACAAACUAGGCUCUCUGAACUCUCUUCUUUGUUGCCACCUUUGCCCACUAAGGAGUUCUUAAUAUACCAUGGCAUUGGUGAUUCACAGAACAAUCUGUUAUUUGGAGUGAAUGUUUAGCAGAAUGAGCCGAUAAACCUCAGAAGUAGUAACAAUGAGACUAACUCAUUUUCCAUACCAUUUGCUUGUUCCGAUUUUCCUAGUGCUGCAGGGACUGAAUUUCCACCUGCUUUGGAGAUUAUGACUACUAGCUGUGUUGAUGAAGCAGGAUUCUUGCGGCCAACGGAAAAUGAUGGUCAAGCAAACCUACCUAGUGGAACCUUUAUAAAGGUCCACAAAUCAGGGUCCCUCGGGCGUUCACUGGAUAUAUCCAAAUUUAGCAGGUAUCCGGAGCUGCGCAGUGAACUUGCUCAAAUGUUUGGUCUAGAAGGCCAACUGGAGGACCCCCUGAGAUCAGGCUGGCAGCUUGUAUUUGUUGACCGUGAGGAUGAUGUUCUCCUGCUUGGUGAUGAUCCUUGGCACGAAUUUGUUAACAAUGUGUGGUACAUCAAGAUCCUAUCCCCUCAAGAAGUACAGCAGAUGGGUAUAGAGGGUUGUGAUCUUCGGCAUGCUAUGUCAAGGCCCAAACAUCAAAACAAUUUCAAUAGCUGUGAUGAAUACUCAAUUCAACAGAACUUGAGACAUAAUAGCAAUGGGAUGGCAUCUUUAACCUCUCUUGAUUACUAAUGACAGGAUGCGCCGCCCAAUUGCUGAGGGUGCACCUAUAACAAAAGCACCAAGCUCAGUAGGGUGGGUGGCUUACAAGCAGAGGCCUAAAUUAAUUUGUAUCUUCACCCUUAGCUCUGAACUUCGUGUUUCAUUCUCCAGGCGAGCUUUUAUGAAAUCGAAUUGAACAUUGAGCAGCUAAGUUUAAGGUUAUAGCGCAUAAUGCGAGCAGCAGAACCCUGUAAAUUAAUCUGUGUGGCAUCCCCUGAACUACUGUGGGGUGAGGUCACAUGACUUGACUUCCUAUAAGUAGGGCAAUAUUCUGCAGAUGUAACAACUCGAACAAUUCCAUCAUCAUUGUAUUAUUAUUGUUGUGGCUAGCAUUGUUUACUA